Symphalangus syndactylus (siamang) is the source of this 4601-nucleotide messenger RNA. RefSeq names its product proline-rich protein 13-like. The record is from RefSeq and is a predicted model, not a curated record. Lineage: Eukaryota; Metazoa; Chordata; Mammalia; Primates; Hylobatidae.
AGCUCGGGAGAGGCGGGCUCGGGCCCAGCGCCGCCCGCGCGAAGCUCCCUGGUGUUGUGCGCCCUUCCCCGCGCGCCGCCCCCUGGGCUGGGGUCUGUGGAUGACGUCCGCUUUUCCCGGAACGGCAAAGGUGGAGCCGGGCCCCCGGGACAGCCGCUGGGGGAAUCCGAGAGGUCUCAGCGCUGGUUUCCAGCUCCGCCGCGCAGCGCGCACGGAGUCCCCGGGGAGCUGGGUUUGCAGGGUUCUCCGCGGGCCCAGAGCGAACUGGGAGCCCCGGGCCGGGCCUUUCCCGUCCCGGUCCCCGUCCCUGGGCCCCAGCCUUUCCCGCCCUCGCCAAGAGGGGCGCCCAGGUCUCGGGCCUUGCAGGGCGAGCCCCUCGGGACAACCUGGAGGUGGCGAGAAAGCCUUUUCCGCCUCCCUCGGAACUGGGAUUAGGAACGAGUUCCAGAGUGCGGUUUCCCGGGCCAGCGGACCACCUUCUCCAUUCACAUCCUCUUCCCUUUCCUUCUAGCCUUCUUUCUUAGUCAUUGCCUGCUUGCCUUUCUGUCUGCCUUUCCUUCCUCCCUCUGCUCUCCCAUUUUCCUCCCCACUCCCCUUCUCCCCUGUCUCAGUAGUAAAAUACGUUUCCUAGGCUUUUUAUUAUGUGGCGGAUGAUUUUAAGGGGCCAUUUAUUUAGUUUGCCUUGUUCUCUGUCUUCUUUUUCUUCUAGAAAUGGAGUCUCGCUUUGUUGGUCAGGCUGGAGUUCAGUGGUGCCAUCUCGGCUCACUGCAGCCUCCGCCUCCUGGGCUCAAGCGAUCCUCCCGCCUUAGCCUCCAGAGUAACUGGGAUCACAGGUGUGCGCUACCAUGCCCGGAUAAUUUUAUUUUUUUCGUAGAGACAGGGCCCCACUCUGUUACCCAGGCUGGUUUGGAACUCCUGGGCUCAAGCCAUCAUCCCUGCCCCCAAAGCGCUGGAAUUUAUUACACGUCAGGUCAUUAGGUUUUAACCUGCACGUUGCUGAGACUCAUCUUACCGUUAGAGACGUUGCUGAGACUCAUCUUACCGGUUAGAGUCUGAGGCCAGGAUAGGCGGCAAAAAAAAACGCCUCCUGUCAUGCUGUUUUAUUUUCUAUGUAACACUGAUUAUUACCUGAAACUUCCUCCUUUGCUCAUUUCUUGUCUGUCUCACCCACCUGGAAUAUGAGCUUCAUGAGAUAGCUGUCUCUUCGGUGCUAUAUCUUAGGUCCUGGGGAGAGUGCCCAGCAUGUAAUAGGCACUUGUGGAAUGCUUCAAGAUUUGGGGUCAUCUGUGGGUUUUAUUCAUACAUAAUUCUUUUUUUUUUUUUUUUUUUUGAGAUGGAGUCUCGCUCUGUCACCCAGGCUGGAGUGCAAUGGCAUGAUCUUGGCUCACUGCAACCUCUGCCUCCCAGGUUCAGGCGAUUCCCCUGCCUCAGCCUCCCGAGUAGCUGGGAUUACAGGAGCGCGCCACCAUGCCUGGCUAAUUUUUGUAUUUUGAGUAGAGACAGGAUGUCUCACCAUGUUGGCCAGGGCGGUCUCAAACUCCUGACCUCAGGUGAUCCGACUGCCUUGGCCUCCCAAAGUGUUGGGAUUACAGGCGUGACCCACCGUGCCUGGACUAUUCAUGCAUACUUUUAGGUUUAAAGCCAUGACUGCCUUAGAGAUGAGUAAAGAGGUUAGUAGGGGGCUUUAGGGCCUGCACUGGGUUCCCCAAACCCAAUUCCUUCAGGAAAAUGGGAGGAGUAACAGUACCUACCUCAAGGGGUUAUGGAAACAAUUAUGUGAGAGAACACAGGCAAAAUACGUAGCCCAGGACUGUCACAUACAAGACAAGUCCCUCAACAAAUGGUGGCUAUUAAUUUUUUUUUUUUGAGACGGAAUCUCACUCUGUCGCCCAGGUUGGGGUGCAGUGGCACGAUCUCGGCUCACUGCAACCUAUGCCUACCAGGUUCAAGCGAUUCUCCUGCCUCAGCCUCCUGAGUAGCUGGGAUUCCAGGCUCGCACCACCACGCCUGGCUUAUUUUGUGUUUUUAGUAGAGACGGGGUUUCGCCAUGUUGGCCACGCUGGUCUCAAACUCCUGACUUCGUGAUCUGCCUGCCUCGGCCUCCCAAAGUGCUGGGAUUACAGGUGUGAGCCACCGCGCCCAGCAAUAUUUUUACAAUUCACUAAGCCAGGGGUCCACAGACUUUUUAUAUAAUGGGCCAGAUAGUAAAUAUUUUAGGUUUAGUGAGCCUAGAGGCAAAAUCAAAAUUAUUAGUAGGUACAUUUAUAACGAGAAAAGACAAAUUUAGGCCAGGCACCAUGGUUCAUGCCUGUAAUCCCAGCACUUUGAGAGGCCAAAGUGGGAUGAUCGCAUUCCCAGGAAUUCAAGACCAGCCUGGGCAACAUAGUGAGACACCCAUCUCUAUAAAAAAUUUUUAAAAAUUAACUGGACAUGGCACGUGCCUGUAGUCCCAGCUACUCAGAAGGCUGAGGCAGGAGGAUCACUUGAGCCCAGGAGGUCAAGGCUACAGCGAGCGGAGAUUGCGCUACUGCACUUCAGCCUGGGCAAUGGAGUGAGACCUUUUUAUUUUUUAUUUUUGCAAUUAAGUAUUUUUAAUUAAGAUAUGUACAUUUUUUAGACAUAAUGCUUUCACACACUUAAUAGAUGGCAGUAUAGGGUAAACAUAACUUUUUUAUUUUUAUUUUUUGUUUUACUGUAAGUUCUGGGAAACGUGCUGAACGUGCAGGUUUGUUACAUAGGUAUACGUGUGCCAUGGUGGUUCGCUACACCCAUCAACCCAUCAUCUAGGUUAUAAGCCCCACAUGCAUUAGGUAUUUGUCCUAAUGCUCUCCCUCCCCUUGCCCUCCCCACCCCCUGACAGACCCCAGUGUGUGAUGUUCCCCUCCCUGGGUCCAUGUGUUCUCAUUGUUCAACUCCCACUUAGGAGUGAGAACAUGCGGUGUUUGGUUUCUGUUCCUGUGUUAGCUUGCUGAGGAUGAUGAUUUCCAGCUUCUUCCAUGUCCCUGCAGAGGACAUGAAUUCAUCCUUUUUUAUGGCUGCAAUUUUAUUUUUGUAGAGAUGAAGUCUCACUAUAUUGGCCAGGCUGGUCUCAAGUGAUCCUGCUGCCUCAGCCUCCCAAAGUGCUGAGAUUGCAGGCAUGAGCCACCACACCUGGCUGUAUUGUACCUUUCAACUGAGUUAUGUGCAUGGUUUACUAAAACUCUCUAGCCCUGAAUUGAUUCCCUGAGGAUUGGAGCAAAGUGGGUGGGGGCGUGAGUCGGCUAGAAGUCACCUGGAAUAGACAUCCAGGAGCCGAAGUGUAUUAGGUCAGAAAAGUUAAAGAAUGAGCUCCCUCAAAAGCAUAGUGACCUGUUGUUCCUGGUGAUGGGACUAGAUGACCAUAAUCCCUCAGCCUCCCAAGUAGCUGGGAUUGCAGGCAGGCACCACCACACCCAGCUAAUUUUUGUAUUUUUAGUAGAGACAGGGUUUCACCAUGUUGGCCAGGCUAGUCUCCAACUCCUAACCUCAAGUGAUCCACCCACCUUGGCCUCCCAAAGUGUUGGGAUUACAGGCAUGAGCCACUGCCCCGGCCAGUAAUAUAAUACAUUCUGUAUAAUAGUCACAGUCAUGGUGAAAAUAACAAAGCUGCUGCUGAUGGCUUAAUUCUGAGUUUUAGCUACACAUGGUAACCUAGCUAGAGAGCUCACAUUCCUCCCCACUGUCCUCAAUCAAAGUGGAAGCUCACAAGGCCAUUUUUCUCCCCCAAGGACAUGAAAAUCUCUGAUUAGAAACAUUUAUGCUACUUUUUGGAUUUAUUGAACCUAAUGACUCCUUUUUCUUUCUUGCUUGCUUUAUCACUGUAGGAAAGAGUAACCCCAAAGAGUGAAACAUUACACAUAUAACAAGUUGUAGGGAGCAUGAACCUAUUUUGUUUUAUUAGCGUGGGUGGUAAUAGCAUUGAACUCCAUUACACACCUGUACAGACACCCCUAAGAUAUUGUGGGUUCAGUUGCAGACCACUGCAAUGAGGGGAAUAUCGCAGUAAAACGAGUCACACAAAUUUUGUAGUUUCCCAGUGCAUACAAAAGUUAUGUUUAUGUGGAAUCCCAAUGCCGGGCAGCCAGGGCCAAAUCCAUAUCCCCCCAAUAUUGGGUGCCCUGGAGGUUCCAAUCCUGCCCACCCACUGCCUAUUAACCCACCCUUUCCCCCAGGCCACUGUCCUCCUCCCCCAGGAGCUCCCCAUGGCAAUCCAGCUUUCCCCCGAGGUGGGCCCCCUCAUCCUGUGCCACAGCCAGGGUAUCCAGGAUGCCAACCCUCGGGUCCCUACCCUCCUCCAUACCCACCGCCUGCCCCUGGAAUCCCUCCUAUGAAUCCCUUGGCUCCUGGCAUGGUCGGACCAGCAGUGAUAGUGGACAAGAAGAUGCAGAAGAAAAUGAAGAAAGCUCAUGAAAAGAUGCACAAGCACCACAAUCAUGGCAAGCAUUCCUCCUCCUCUUCCAGCAGUGAUUCUGACUGAAUACAGGCCCUGGACCCUUCCCUCAAGUCUCACCAGUUCUGCUCUCCCAUCAAGCUUCAGAUGCCAUGUUGUACUGGGGGAAUGUAGCCCUUGUGGUCCCCCCCCA